Molecule: messenger RNA, 8701 nt
Organism: Apus apus (common swift)
Lineage: Eukaryota; Metazoa; Chordata; Aves; Apodiformes; Apodidae
Product: 24-hydroxycholesterol 7-alpha-hydroxylase
Exons: 12
Coding region: 163-1473 (436 amino acids)
Biological process (GO): bile acid biosynthetic process; cholesterol homeostasis
Molecular function (GO): oxidoreductase activity, acting on paired donors, with incorporation or reduction of molecular oxygen; iron ion binding; steroid hydroxylase activity
Source: RefSeq, a predicted model, not a curated record
UCUGGGGUGCCUGGUGCUUUGACAUCUUGUCUCCAUGGCAGUGGUCAGCUGGCAAGGCUGAGAAAGAGGCCCUGUUCACUGACCGGGUGAAUCCCGGCCAGCGGGUGGGCUGGGAGCGGCGGCAGGCAGAGCAGCUGCUGCAGCAGGCAGCAAAGAGGCAAAAUGGCUUUGGCUCUCCUCUUGGCAGCAGUCCUGGGACUUCUUAUUGUCAAGGCUGUUUUGUUUCAGCUGAGAAACCCGAGCUCCCCGCCUUGCAUCAGGAGCUGGAUCCCUUGGUUUGGAGCUGCGUUUCAGUUCGGGAAAGCUCCUCUGGAGUUUAUAGAGGAAGCCAGAAGGAAGCAUGGGCCUGUAUUCACAAUAUUCGCUCUGGGAAAACGAUUUACUUUUGUGACUGAGGAGGAAGGAGCUGAAGCAUUUUUUAAAUCCAAAGACUUAAAUUUUGAACAGGCAGUACAACGAGCUGUAGAGAAUGCAGUUUCUGUCCCUGCAGAAGCAUUUUUUCAGAACCAUGGUAACCUCUACAGCAUGAUGAAGGGAAAAAUGGGGCCUUCUAAUCUGCACAUGUUCACAGGCACUUUGUGUAAGGAACUACAGGAGCACAUGGCACACCUGGGCAUGGAAGGCACAGGAGACCUCAAUGACCUGGUAAGGCAUGUCAUGUAUCCAGCAGUGGUGAACACUUUGUUUGGGAAAGGCAUCUGCCCAACAAGUCAGAGUGAAAUCAAGGAGUUUGAAGAACAUUUUCAGAAGUAUGAUGAGGACUUUGAAUAUGCUUCUCAGAUGCCCGAGUACUUCCUGAGGAAGUGGUCUAAAUCAAAAAAAUGGCUUCUAAAAUUAUUUGAGAAAGUAGUGUCAGAUGCUGAAAGGACCAACCCUUCAGAGACCACAUCCAAGACACUACUGCAACAUCUCCUGGAUAACCUGCAAGGAAAACAUCUAGCUCCCAAUUAUGGUCUCCUAAUGCUCUGGGCUUCCCAAGCAAAUGCUGUCCCUGUUGCAUUCUGGACACUUGUUUUCAUACUCUCUUAUCCUUCCAUUCACAAGAAAAUCAUGGAAGACCUGGCUUCUGUUUUUGGCAAAGCAGGUAAAGAUAAAAUAGAAGUCUCUGAAGAGGACCUUAAGAAGCUUCCUUUUAUUAAAUGGUGCACUUUGGAAGCCAUACGGCUGAGGUCUCCAGGUGCCAUCACCAAGAAAGUAGUAAACCCAAUAAGAAUACAGAAUUUCACCAUCCCUGCGGGUGACAUGCUGAUGUUGUCACCAUAUUGGUUGCACAGGAAUCCAAAAUAUUUUCCUGACCCAGACAUGUUCAAACCAUUUCUUCCCACAGGAUCGUUGGAAAGAGGCAAAUUUAGAGAAGAAUGCUUUCUUGGACAGCUUUGUGGCAUUUGGAGGAGGAAAGCAUCAGUGUCCAGGAAGGUGGUUUGCUGUCAUGGAAAUCCAGUUGUUCGUUGUGUUAUUCCUAUACAAAUAUGAAUUUGUGCUGUUGGAUGCAGUACCAAAGGAGAGCCCUUUACAUUUGGUGGGGACACAGCAACCCAUGGCACCGUUCCGGGUCCAGUAUAAAUGCCGGGAAUGAAAGCUGCCCAGCACUGGCUCACCUUCCUUUGCCAGCCACCACUGGAUGGAUGGGCCACUGAGCUGCUUCCCUUUCCUACAGCUUCAGAUAUGUUCUCUGCCUUGACAGUUCUUAAUUUCAGGUUUCAAUGCUGUACAUGCUCAGUGUUGUGGUCUGCCAUACCAAUAUAGACAUAUCUAUGCUCUUCACCCCAUUCCCUACCUCCCAGCAUUUAAAAAUCAAGCUCUCCCACUGCAUUAAUAAUCUGUGGGGCAGUUAUUCACAGACUUUGCAAAUCUGAUAUGCUGAACUUACCAACUAGGUAUUCAGGACAAAAAGCUGACAUGUUUGGAAAUCCUGCAUGGAAGUUGUGCUAGAAUCAGUGGAAAAGCAGGUUCCUUGGGCCAGGUCACUGCUUCCUGCAGGUCUUUAUGAACUAGGACCAAGGUGGUGCCUUGUGGUAGCUGCAUACAGGUCCCUGGUGCUGGGACAAAAUACAGGGCACUGCUGAGCAGAGACCUCUGGAUCAGAUCUGCACCUACAAUAAACUUCUGUAUCACUGCCUGUGUAGGUAGGUGAAGAUCUGGCCUGCUCUGCCUACAAAGGAUGCCAGCUUUUGGCAAAUAAAAUGCCUUUGUAAUGGAAAAAUUGAAAGCAGGCUUAACACUGAGGUCUUGUUCCACUGCAGCACCUAACAUUUCUACUGAGCUUUAUUUACUCCAAAGGAUUCAGAAUCAGUCCCUGCAUGAAUAUGCAGUGAGAGUUUGAUCCUGAUGUUUGGCUUCCAGUGAAAAGCAAUUGCAAGAAAAAACUGUUGCUAUUCAUUAGACUGGUAGUCUAACCUGAAACACUUUUGCUUUUCCUUUAGCAUGACUUACUUAAUAGAACAAAUUGCACAAAUCUAAAAAUAUUUAAUCCUAUAAAGAAUACCCAGUAAAAGAUGCUCAAAGAAGCUGUCAAGUAAGUUCAGAUACCAACAUUUUAACUGCUGUCAGAUUUCAUAUACAAUAAUAGCUGGCAUGUAUUUUUAGUCUUUUAAGUAAAGAUUAUUAAUCAUUUUAGAAGUAUUUGCAAAAAAACCAUAAAUGGACAUUCAACAACAGCAAAAAGUAUGGGAAUAACAUACACAGGAAAAUAAUACAUUGUAUGGUUGGUUUACCUCAGUUAUGGAUACAACAAUUUAACAAACUUUGAUGAUUUAUAUGGCUGGAAAAUGAUUCAUCCAACUUCCAAUUUAGCUCAUAAAGGUUAGCUCUGCAAGUGCUGCACUCUUAGCUGCUAUUUCAGAAUCUCUUCCAUAACUGAAACCUUUGGUUUUCAUGUGUGGUUAUUAUCCAAAAGUGAAUAUUUUAAUUUUAAAAUUUGGAAAGGUCCACAAUAUCUGUUCAGGUAUCUGGUAGGUUUGCAAAAAUAUUUUUUCUCCCAAUAUGCAUUUCUUUUUUAUUUUUCUGUUUCAUUAUUUUUGUGUUUUGGGGCCUUUUUGUGUGUGUCUGGUUUUGUUUUGGUUGUUUGCUUUUUUUUUUUUUCCCAGGAGAGGUAACUCAAAAAUCAAAAUUCCAUAGUGGCAAACUUGACUUUAAACUAAAAAGGUCCCUAAAGGAAAGUAUAACCUGAAGGUCAGCAUCAGUUUGGACCUGUUGUGGGAUGCAGGGGAGGAGCAGCUUGCAGUUGAACAAGAUUUCUUACAGGAUUUUUAGGGGAGGAAGCAAAGAUGGGGAAAGGGCAGGACCAAGGUGGGUUGGUGAGAAACAAACAUGGAAAAAAGAGGGAUAAGGGGAUAACAGAGGUUAGUUGCAUGUAAAAAAACAGCUGAUCAGUCUGCUUGCCUGGCUGUGCCCUGUGCCUGAUCAGUGCAGUCUCUCCUGUCUUCUUCUUACUCUCCAUUUUCAAAUAUUUUCUUGUGUGAUGGUCUCUCUUGUGUGUGCAGGUGUGGGUAUGGGGGUCUAAGUGCAGCAACUGGGGUGGGGCCAUGGGUCACAGAGCUCCCGGGUCUGUGGUGCCAGCAGCUGGACAGAGGGUGGGUGUGGUAAUGUGUGUGUGUGCUAUGUCAGUGUGUGAUGGGUAGUGAACACCCAGCCAGGCUAGCUGAGGAGUGGGUGAAGUGUGUGACUCGUAGGGGGAGGCGCCUGGGGGAGCUGGCUGCUGGAGGGAUCAAGGACAUCAGACCAGCUGCUGGAGAGAGCCCAUGGGCUCUGGGGAUUGACCAAGCCCCCCCUGUACGUGUCUGUGGGCAUGUAUGUCUCUGGGCAGGAGGCAGCUGGGGAGAGCGAGGACUCAGGACCAGUUACUGCAGGGAUCCAUAGUGCAUCUAUGUGUAUUUUUAUGUGUAUUCCAUGCUCACAGACUUUCACCUUGAUCUGCUAGAGAGGGAAGCAGGAUGAAGCUGUUGGUGCUACUUGUGUGAGUGCUGAGUGCUCCUGUCUGUGUUGCCCCCCUGGCCAGUGGGGCCAUCAGUGCAUACACAUGUAGGAGCCUGCUGGGAACCCAGGCACAGCUUCACCGCCAGCUGGACCCAGGGGUGUGGAGCCAAGGCAACCUCACCUCUGCCUGGCUACUGGAGUUAGCAACUCCCUAGCAGGCUAGAAUCAGUCAGAAAAAUUUGUCCUGAAAAGCAGGACAUAUUUUUAUCAACGUGUAGGCUUUUGGCAGGAAAGAAGUACCUGUUCUUGACAGCCAGAGAGAUAAUAAACAGAAGUGGGCUUGGGAUCUCAUCGCUGUGUGACUGCCCUGUGACAGCUCCAUGCACUUGCCAUACUUUCCUAGGUGGAAAAAAACCAAGGGAGGUGGAUUAGUAAAGCAAUGUGGUGGUCAAGUGAUAGAGCUAAAUGGGGUCUUCUACCUGGAAAUAAUUGAGAAGCUCCUGGGGGACAGAAAGGCAGCACUUUUCCACUGGGACAGGGUGAAACAGCUAUUAAAAGGUCAUCGUCAUACCCUGCUCAGGAGUGGAUUAACAGUAUCUAAAUUAUUCUUCAAGUGUUUGGCCAGUCUGCUUUUAAAUACAGCAGUGCUGAAUUUCCAUGGGGCAUUUGCUCUCUUACCUGACUCUCCCUACUGUUGGAAAGCUAUUUCCAUGUAUCAGGAGGAGGAGUCAGAAUAAGGUUUUAUUCACACUACCACCACAAGGACAGUAUCUCCUCUCCACAAGCAGGAGAUUUUUAACCAAAAGAGAAAAAAAAAUACUCCUGUGUUUUGACCUAUCUUUGUAUUUCUACCUUCUGGGUGAAGUAUGGAUGUUAAAGGGAAUGCAGUGGGGCAUCCCUUGAAAACAAUCUUAGAAAAAGCAGUUGUUCUUCCUCCAGGCAUGUCAUAGGCGAGGUCUAUCUGAGAAAAACCCACGUUUUGAGCUGGCCAGACCUGUAUGUUGGUAUUAAUUUCUACUGGGAUAAGUAAUUCCCAUAUCUAAGCCAGGGAAACAAACAGUAGGAGGGUUCUUAAGAAGAGAGAGGAAAUCUAGAGUUAUGAGAAAUGAGCAGUAAAACUCUCUUAAAUCAAAUUUUCUUCGAUAAUUUUUGAACUUUAUUGUCUAUUAAAUAAGAGUUUCAGGAAAACAAAACAAAACUCAACAAACCAACACAGAAACUAUCACAUUGGAGCCAACCUUUUUUGAUACUUUUGAGGAAAGAAUAAAGACUUUCCCUGAAAUAAUAAAUUUCCUCUGGAAAUAAAACGGUUGACAGAAAAGUGAUCAAAACAUGCAUUAAAAUUGAGUUUAAUUGUUGACCUGCUGCAAGUGAACCGUUUCCAGUCAGCAUGGUGAAAAGAUAACCCCUGCUAUCAGCACACACCUCCCAGAAUAAUCACACUUCUUUUAUGUCUUCCCUCUAAUGAGUCUCACUGAAGGCCCUUCUCAUCUGUACUUAGCAGUUAAGUAUUUCAAGUGCUCUCUUUCUUGACUCUAGGCACGGUAUUUGGUAUCUUUUCUGUGCUGCUGAUUGUCACAGAAACCAGAAGUUUAGGCUUAGCACGUAUACCUCCUGAAAAUAGAUAUCUGGGGACUAAAAGAUAUGGCUGUAGCCUGUCAGAGGUGAGCUAAAAAUAAAAGACUUCCUUUCAAAAAGAAAUGAAUACCAAGGCCCUGGCUCUGAACUGUGCUUAAGCACAGUGCCAAGCAAAACCUGACUUAAGCCUGUGCUUUGCUUUAAGCAAACACUUAACAUGGAUUUGCAGAAUCAGAAUGGAUUUCAAUUUAAGCACAGGCUUAAGUGCCUUGCUGAACCAAGGUCCAAGUGCCUCAGUUGCUAUCUCGUUGUUUACAGUUCAUCUUGGCAUCUGUGUUGUAAUUUUAAAGAUAUACAAAGGUUAGUGGGAAUACUGAGGUAGCUUUGCUUAUUUUUAGGUGAAGCUGGCAAAUGUUAAGGGCUUUUAGGAAAAAGGUUUGUGUUGUUGUUUUUUUUGUUGUUGUUUUUUUAAACAGUCACAUUUAUAGCCUAACCCAGUAGGCUCUGCUGGCAGCAAGCAUCUUUCCCAGUUAUUUGGUACAUUCUAAAUGUGUGGCUCAUCACAUGGCAAAAAAUAUUUUCUCUCCACGGGAAUGCAGUGGAAGGGGAGUCAGACACAAGAGAGGCAUUCAGGAGAUAGCAAGCAUUUCAUUGAAACAACCAAGGAGAGGCUUUCAUCACGUAGACCCCUCUGCUUGAUGUUGGACAUGCCACUGAUUGGCACAGCAUUAUUUAUUUUCUUCACUUUGAUCAUAAAAUUACUAGGAAGGGCUUAAUGGAGUUAUAAAUAUCUUGUUUCCAUGAGAGUCCUGGGAAGACAAUUAUAGCACUGAAGUCUUUAACAGAGAUAGGGCAUUUGUGAAAUGGUAGUAUGUAAGGACUCCAAUGGGUAACACAGGGAAUUCUGCACUCUAUUCCCAGCUCUCCUGUUGACUCAUUGUGCGAAUCACUUCAUCCCUCAGUGAUUCAGUUUCCUCAUCUAUACAUUGGGGCAAUAAUGUUAAUUUCCCACUCCUGCAAAGUCUGUAUGGAUUCAAAGUUGUACAUAUUGCUCAUACUCAUCAGAGCUCUCAAGCCUGCUUUCUGGCACUCAUGGAUGUCUGUAAACCUUUGGAUAAGCUGUGUGCUUUCCUGAAUUGGAGCUGUCAUAUUUGUGUUACUGGUAAAUUACAUUACUUGCAGAGUUACAGUCAAAAUAUUAAGAAGAAAUAUUUUAAAUCUCUCACUUCACACUUUUUAACAUGCUGAUGAAACAGCUGUACCCUGGAAAUACUAUUUUUUUAAUUAUUUUUUUUUUAAAAUACAAAGCUUGGAAUUUAAGACUAUGGACACAUUUCUUGUUGAGCAAAAUAUAAUGUCCUUUCAUAAAACCAGCCCCUAUGGAGGAGUGUUACCUGGAAGGUUGUCUAGCAGCUUCCUGUGAGAUAGGAACUACAUCUAUGCUCUAAUAUCCUAAGUUGUGUCAAGCUUUUUUCACUUGUGUUCUGCUUUUACUACUUUAGAAAUUUUAUGCAUCAUCUUUUCCAAGUACCAAGCAGAGUACUGGACUAGCAAGCAUUGAAAGAGCUUCAUGUACAAGUACAUCGCAACUAUUAGUGUUAAAUCUUUGCAGGUUUGAAAAAGACAAGUGAGGAAGGAUUCAAGGCAAAUGAGCAAACAACAGGGCCUGAGCUCCAGUGGGAUACAGCCUAAAGGGAGUAACAUGGAUUUGGGAUAUGAAAGUGUGAACUUCUGUGCUGGAAUGGAGAUACUGCAUCUCCCACUGAUAGCACUGUAACCUCCCUGGCUGUGACUCCAAAAAGCUGCUGAUAAAUUUGAGAGAUGAGAGCUAACUCAGAAAUUUGAUUAAAAUGUUGCUAGGCCUGCCAAGCCUUGGAGUCAAUCUGUUUAGCUUCAAAAAUGGAAUGCUCAGAAGUUAUUGAGCACAGGCUGAGGAUACCAAAGUUCAAUAACAGAUGGGCCUUUGGAGCUUGCUCUAGCAUCACAGACUGAAGUGAAAACAAGCCAAUUCCCACUUGAAAUGAGGUAAAAAAAAUGCAGAUAAAUAAAUUGAAUUGUUUUACCAAGGACUGAAAUCACGUUUUUAUUAAUAGUUUUGAAAACAAAAUCACACAUUUUUCUGAAACAGAAGCUUUUGAUCUGGUCUAUAUGCAUUCCUGAGGUGGAGAGAGGAGGGAAAGGCAACCUGAUGACUUUUCAGCAAUCUGCAAAACAUAAAUCAGGCAAGUCUCAAGGCCUAUAUUCUGUACAAAGGCAGAAGACUUUCUGAGGGUGCAAGAGCCCACACAAGGCAGUCAUCAAAUUAGGUAACCACAGCUGACCAAAGAAGCCUAAAUCUAAGGAGGAGGAUCAUGUUCUUUACAAAGUGUAAUUAGGGAAUGGCAAGAUGUAGUGUUCACUUUUUCCUGAGUCCUUGCUCAGAGACAAUUACCAGUGAUUUCUGUGAACAUCUGACCCAAGGAAGAGUCAAGUGGGGCUCUGUGGAUGCAGUCCCUCAGCACGGGGUUUCCAGACUCCUUUGGCUGUGGGGUCUCACACUGGCAAAGUGUGCUCUAACCUGAAGACAGGGCUCUGUCACUCUCUCAUGCCAAAGGUCUCAAUCACAGCUAGACUUGAUUCUUUCAAAUUAAACACAAAAGUUCCACUGAGUUCAUAGUGUUGAGUUUUGUUACUGCUGACACAGAUCUGGAGGCAGUUUCAAGGCAUUGGCCUUUUAUCUGACCUUUAUUCUGAAAACUGUCACUGCCCAGAAAAGCAGUGUGUCCUCCUGUUUGCUUGAUACCAAAAGAAAAGCAAGUGCUCUCCUGUAUCGUGACAUGGCUGCCCAAGGGUGAUUCCCAGGAUAAAAUGAAUAGAUGAGCAGUGCAAGAUAAUUCAUUACAGCUCAAGAUAUUGCCUUUGAUGUUCUUCUUCUGUCCAAAUCUUGGUAUUAUCAUUUACUAUUUUAAGCUUGUUUAUGGAACUGGAAUACUACACAGAUUAAAAAAAAAAGGAUGAUUACAAGAAUGUUUUCAGGCAUUAAACCUGAGGUUUGAAGCUUUUUUUUUUUCAGAAAAUAAUAAACCAAAGAAUGUUUUAUUAUCUGAAAACCUGGCAACUGUUCUUUGCUAGCCAUGAACUGAAACCUAGCACCACUUCGUUAAAAGCCAGUCUCAUCACAAUGAUCUGGUUGUUCCUCAAAAUAAUAAAAAGACUUGAAUCAGCAGCA